This is a messenger RNA of Cavia porcellus (domestic guinea pig), 5593 nucleotides long. RefSeq names its product arylsulfatase family member J (gene Arsj). Bases 1 to 1782 code for a protein of 593 amino acids. The record is from RefSeq and is a predicted model, not a curated record. Lineage: Eukaryota; Metazoa; Chordata; Mammalia; Rodentia; Caviidae. The transcript is spliced from 2 exons.
AUGGCCGCCCGGGACCCCGCGGGGCCCCCGCCUCCGCCCCCUGCGCGGGCCCGGGGUUGGCCUGGGAGAGUGCUAGCUAUGGGUGCCCUGGCGGGGUUCUGGGUCCUGAGCCUCCUCGCCUACGGUUACCUGUCCUGGGGCCAGGGCUUGGAGGGAGAGCAAGGGUCCUGGCGAGCUCAAGCUUCGGAGAGACCCGGGCCCUCGCAGCCGCACCUCAUCUUUAUUCUAGCGGAUGAUCAGGGUUUCAGAGAUGUGGGCUAUCACGGCUCUGAGAUAAGGACGCCCACUCUGGACAAGCUCGCCGCAGAAGGGGUUAAACUGGAGAACUACUAUGUCCAGCCCAUUUGCACACCAUCCAGGAGUCAGUUUAUUACUGGAAAGUAUCAGAUACACACAGGCCUUCAACAUUCCAUCAUAAGACCUACCCAACCCAACUGUUUACCUCUGGACAACGCAACCCUACCUCAGAAGCUGAAGGAGGUUGGAUAUUCAACGCAUAUGGUGGGAAAAUGGCAUUUGGGGUUUUACAAGAAAGAAUGCAUGCCCACCAAGAGAGGAUUCGACACCUUUUUUGGUUCCCUUUUGGGAAGUGGUGAUUAUUAUACACACUACAAAUGUGACAGUCCUGGCAUGUGUGGCUAUGACUUGUAUGAGAAUGACAAUGCUGCCUGGGACCACGACAAUGGCAUAUACUCCACACAGAUGUACACACAGAGAGUGCAGCAAAUACUGGCCUCCCAUAACCCCACAAAGCCUAUAUUUUUAUAUAUUGCCUACCAAGCUGUCCACUCUCCACUGCAAGCCCCAGGCAGGUACUUUGAACACUACCGAUCCAUUAUCAACAUAAACCGCCGCCGAUACGCUGCCAUGCUUUCCUGCUUGGACGAAGCAAUCCACAAUGUGACUCUGGCCCUGAAAGCUUAUGGAUUCUACAACAACAGCAUUAUCAUUUACUCAUCAGAUAAUGGUGGCCAGCCCACUGCUGGAGGAAGCAACUGGCCUCUCAGAGGCAGCAAAGGAACCUACUGGGAAGGGGGGAUCAGGGCUGUUGGCUUUGUGCACAGCCCACUCCUGAAAAACAAGGGAACAGUGUGUAAAGAACUUGUGCACAUCACUGACUGGUACCCCACCCUGAUCUCGCUGGCUGAAGGCCAGAUUGAUGAACACACUCAACUCGAUGGUUAUGAUGUCUGGGAGACCAUCAGCGAAGGCUUUCGUUCGCCCCGAGUGGAUAUUUUGCACAACAUCGAUCCCAUUUAUACCAAGGCAAAAAAUGGCUCCUGGGCAGCUGGCUAUGGCAUCUGGAACACAGCCAUCCAGUCAGCCAUCAGGGUUCAGCACUGGAAGCUGCUCACAGGUAACCCUGGCUACAGCGACUGGGUUCCCCCGCAGGCUUUCAGCAACCUGGGGCCAAACAGGUGGCACAAUGAACGGAUUACUUUGUCAACUGGCAAGAGCAUAUGGCUUUUCAACAUAACAGCUGACCCUUACGAGAGGGUGGACCUCUCCAGCAGGUACCCAGGCAUUGUGAAGAAGCUCCUGAAGAGGCUCUCCCAGUUCAACAAGACCGCAGUGCCCGUCAGAUACCCACCCAAAGACCCCAGGAGUAACCCUCGGCUCAACGGAGGAGUCUGGGGCCCAUGGUACAAAGAGGAACACAAGAAAAAGAAAGCAAGCAAGAAUAAAGCUGAGAAAAAGAAAAAGAAAAGUAAAACCAAGAAGAAGAAACAGCCCAAAGGACGCUCAUCCCCAGACAGCCAUUCAGGUCUUCCUCUUGGUUAAGUCCAUGUUAAGUACUUUUAGUUAGUUUAGCAUAAAAAUCCAGUCUGUCAUCUGUCAGGCAAACCAGCAAAUUUGGCUCAGAAAUAUCGCUGCCAUAAGCAUCAGGCUUGUAUUCAUGUCACAGGCAUGGGCCACCUGGCUGCCACAUGGAAACGGCACUGCUUGGUGCCAAAGGUGCUCCUUCUGGAAGCCACGCUCAGGAGGCUGGAGAUACCCACGGUCACCAGUUUGAUAGACAUAACAGGGUCCCAGGAGUGAAAACUACCCUUGAUGUCGUCACAGGUUGCAUCACCUCAAUGGCCUUGAAAAAUAUUUUCUUCUCUGUGAAUUUUUGUAUCUCUUGCCUGACACUUGGGUUUUUAAAUUAUUUCUAUUUCAUGUAUCAUUUCCUUUCUGAUGAAAAUAUGCUGUUUCUCUCACAUGUGAGCAAUUUUCACCUCAUUUUAUCACGCGCGAGGGAGAGGAAAUUAAGCAUGCUCACGCCUACUGCCAAAAAGGAAUGUAACUUUCUAAACACUUUAAUAAAGUCACAUUUCAGUAUAAAAUAUAUAAUUUAUUUUUUUGGAAAAAGUAUUUUGUUUUCAUAAAAGUUACCCAAGUGACUUUAUUCUAUUUUUAUUUUCUACAUACAAUUACAAGAACUUUAUUUCAUUUCUUUAAGAUUAUCAAGCACUGUAAUACCAUAAGUUACUGUAAUAGUGAAUAAAUUUAUAGAAUAUAAAAAGAAAAUUAUUCAGAAGAAUGAUUAUCAUUGUUCAACUAUUAUUUUGAAUGUAAUAGUAUAAAUAUAUUCCUUACAGAUUACUUGGAAAUUUAGUGUUUGUGCAGAGUUGAUACAACUUUAUUGUUUCUACCAUAAACUAUUUAUGUAUAUUAAUUAUUAAAAUGAUCUAUUUUAUGGCACCAGCAAAUCCAGUGUGGCUUUACUGAUUUAGCUUCUAAAUUUCUAGAUAAAGCUAUACUAUUUAUUUCAACAAGUAAUUGUGUUGACAAAUAGAUAAUUGAAGGUAUGGGUUCCUAGCACAGUAAUAAAAUAGGGAUUUUUACAAACAAGAGAUGCUUCUACCUGGGUACUGCAUCAAGAAUAAGUCUAAUAACACUUAUAAUGGCUUCACUGUGAUAGAUGGUGGAUGUGGAGGAUGUCAGUCCUGUGUGAAGCUGUUCAAAUCUAUGUGGAACUCACACAUGCAGACACCACGAGGAGGAUUAAAGGAAAAUCUAUAAGAUAGUUUAUCAUGGGCCAUCAAUGAGCAUAACUGCAAGUUCAGGCCAUGGGCUUUUCUUCGAUUAGUGCUCUGAACAUAGAGUAUUCUCAAACAUACUUAGAGACAGCAAGGGUUGUGGUCUGUAAAGAUACAACUCUGAUAAGAAAAUGUGCUGUCUGGUUUUCCAUUCUUGAUUACAUUAAAUAAUGCUGUAACACGAAUAUAUGAUAUAAAGUAUAAAAAGUAGACUCGCCAUUACACUAAAAAAAGAGUUCUGAAGGAAAAUAAGCAUCAGAAAUGUUCUAAGCAAAGUUAAAGGCCUCAUUUCAAUUCAGUCUUUCUUAGACUUUUUAAAUCUUGGUUGUCAUUACAACUCUGACAGAAGGAAAACUCUAUACACUGUUUUCUAAUUUAUCUCAUAAUAAAAUUUUCUGUAGCUCAUUGCAUUGGAAUAGAAUUCUAAGGAAAAUGCUGAAAAUUGUUAGUGUAAAUAUAUAAUAUUGUAAGACACAAGGCAGACAGGCAAAUUAAAUUUAUGAAAAUUAAUUCUAAUUUCACUUCAGAAUGCUGCAAGUUUUACCUAUUAUAAUGGGAUUUUUAAGAUUUCUAUAAAUGACCAUAAUUUUCUCAGUGGAAAUAAAUCAGUAUAAUGCUUUCUAUCUAGAAAUAGCUUUAAGAAUAUUGUUCACUGUUUUAAAAGCAUGUCUUUCACCUAUACACAACUCAGGGUGGAUUGUGAUUUAAGUCUCACCGCCUUGUUCUUAAGAAACUAAAAUCUAAUAAAAUAGCCAUGCAUAAAUAAUAAACAAAAAAUGUUUCCAAAAUGCUAUCAGAAAAUUACUGAGUAUUUCAAGAUGGUCCAGAAGAAAAACACUAUGUGCUUGACUUUAUAUCCUAAUCAGCAAUGGCAUUUCCUAUUAGACAUUUAUUCUCUGAUUUCCUUCUGCUAAACUGCACCAUUCCAAUGCUUGUGUCUGUGCUUCAAGUAUAAACUAUACCAUUUUUAGGGUUCUUAUCUUACCUUUUCCUAAUAUAUCAAAAGAAACCCCUGCCAUAUUUAUCAGAAAACAAUUGGUAAAUGUGCUUAUGAGAAAGGACAAAAAUAGUUUCUUCAACUAAAAACAGAAACCACAUUUAUACCAUCGUUCAGCAAGUGAAAACAUCUACCACUAAUCUAUCAAGUCUAAUUAGAAAAAUUAUUUCAUCUAUAUUUACUUAUUCAUUCCUCACUUUCUAAAAAUUUAUGAAUAUUAUAAUUUUCUUGGCUAGAACCCCUUUAAAAAUCUUAAGAAUACGGAAGUUGGAUCACUGGUAGUUAAUAAUUAUACAGUUAAUAUACUUUAAUAUUUGAUUUUCCAAAGUAUCAGAAUUUGUAAUCAGGAUUAGCUUUCUAAAUGUUUAUUUAUGGCACACAAAUGGCGCAGUCAGAAUGUGUGUUGUUGGCAGAAAAAAAGCUGACUUACUAAGAGCAGCAAAAAAAAUUCGUAUUUUGUAAGUCAGUAACUACAUCGUUUCCUCUUAGGGAAAAUUAUAUCAUACAAUUCAUUUCUUCAUUCAGCAACUGUUUACUAAAUCCUCACUCUCUUCAAGAAACAGUGCUCUGAGUGUAUGAAAGAACAAAAUAUAAUCAGCCUUGGUGCAGGUUACUUUCUAGCUCGAUGAGACAGAUGAUCACCAGCAAACUAAAUAAAAAGUGAGUUACAUUCUAAGUAAAAUAUUAUGAGGAAAGAGUACAUCAGGCUAAAGGGAGGAUUUCCAUGGCACCAAGUUUUCCCGUCCACUGGUUCAGCAUUUGUUAAGUGCCACUUGAAAAGACACUCACAGGGUUGUAAUAACGUAAUAAGCAGCAGUGUUAGACAGGGUACGUCCUCCGGGGAAAUCACUCCAUGAAUCAAACAGCAAAACAUUUCCACUCUCUGCCCUCCCACCGCCACUACCUGAUAUACAUAGAGCUUUCACCAUGGACUACAUUUCAUAUUUUGUUUACAUGUCUUUACUGGGUCCUCCCCACAAAGUACAAAGAGCUGUUGUAUUCACGUCUGCACUGCCAGAAUCUAAGAUAAUGUCUUGCUCAUAACUUUCUUUUGAACUUUCUUUCCUCAUAUUUAUAUAAUUUUAAUAAGUAAAAUUACAUGUAUCCAUAUAUUCAGCUAUGUAUAAUGCCUUAGAUUUUAUUCAUUUCUUGUGUAGUGGUUUCAAUGGUGAAAUAGAAAUAAUUCUGUUUUACUCAGGAAAUAAUAUAAAGUGUUCGAGGCACCUUCUUUAGGGACAGAAUGCUUCUCCAUGAUUGUUCAUCAUAAUAACAGCAAUGAUGUAAAAUGCACAAUUUUCUAGCACUAUAAGUUUGAGAGAACACAGUGUUACAGCAAAAGCAACAAAAAAUCAACAGCAGAUUUUAUCUAUAUAACUUUUUAUCUAAUGGUAGAUUUAUUUGUUCUAACCUACUUUGAAUAUCACAGAAUACAUUGGCUUAAUGAGAGUUUCUAGAAAUCAAAGCUGGAGCCUUAAAUCGUGAUUAAUUUUUUUGUACCAUAUGUGAAAGAAAAAAUAUAAUUAGCAAAUAAACCUGCAUGUAUUUGUAAAAUUAUGAAACUAAGUGGACUAUA